UACUUCCGUAAACACAAAUCCAAGAUGGCAGCGCCCAUGAGCAUCAUGAAUACUGUCAGAUGGAUUUCAAAAUCUGUGAAAAUAUCCAGAUUACAUGUAUCUCGUGGAACUUUCUUACCUGUCAGAUACUUAUCUUUAGUUAGGUCGUGUAAAUCACUGGUAUACGAAAAGUAUGGAGAUCCAGUAAAGGUGGUAAAGUUAGAGCAGUGGCCUAUUCCAGAGGUUGAGGAUGAUUCUGUUCUUGUGAAGAUGAUCGCAUCCCCUGUCAACCCAUCAGAUAUCAACUCAAUACAAGGUAUCUACCCAAUCAAGCCAGCCUUCCCAGCUGUGGCAGGAUUUGAAGGAGUAGGAGAGAUUCAAGAAGUUGGUAGCAAUGUCAAGGGUUUGACACCAGGAGAGAGGGUUAUCUUCCAAGGAAGUGUGACAGGUACUUGGUGUUCACAUCUUGUUUGCCCUGCCAAUCAAGUGAUGGUAGUUCCUGAAGACACACCCCCUCUCAUCGCAGCAACUGUUAAAGUCAACGCAUGUACAGCUUACAGAAUGCUCGCUGAUUUUGAGAAUUUAGUAGAAGGUGACACGGUCAUGCAGAAUGCAGCUAAUAGCGGGGCCGGACAGGCUCUCAUACAGAUUGCAGCAGCUAGAGGCUUAAAGACAAUCAACAUCGUGAGAGAUAGACCUGACCUGCAGGAACUCACAGACUACCUUCACGGCCUGGGAGCAACCGUUGUAACUACAGAGGGUGACCUUCGAAAGGGAGCAUCGACUUUGCUGAAGGACCUGCCAAAACCUAAACUUGCAGUGAAUGCUGUCGGUGGAAAGAGCAUCAUAGCUCUUGUCAAACAAAUCCAACAUGGCGGUACUAUCGUUACAUAUGGAGGAAUGUCCAAGCAGCCCGUCAUGGUCCCAACAGGGUCACUCAUCUUCGAUGACCUCAAGUUCAAAGGUUACUGGAUGAGCAGAUGGCAUCAAGAGAAUGCUGGAAGCGAGGAAGCCAGACAGAUGUUUGAUCAACUCUGCAGAUGGGGUGGAUCGGGACAACUGAGGGCGCCACAGCACAGACUGGUUGACAUUGAGAAUUAUGGCAGUGCCCUGGAGAAGGCUUUGGGUGAAUAUUCCACGGAGAAACAAAUCCUCACAUUUGGGUCAUGAUGGACCCUUGCUUGACCCCUGAUAUGAUGUGACCUUUGAACUUUUGUACAGGAGUAACUUGUUCUGUUCGGUUUUACAGACAUCUUUGAUGAAGGAUUGUAAGUGGGUCACGUUUCAUGGGGGAAUACGAUUGAACCUAAGUAGAUAUUCUACCAGUAAGGAUCAAGGAAUUUAGAUUUUUGUUGAUUUCAGCUUGGAAUAUUAUGCUUUAUUUAUUCAGUGGUUCAGCUACAGCAGUCGUCAGAAGUAUAAGAAUGAAAUAGAUGGAAUUGUAUAUUAAUGGAAAACUUAUAAGCUAUAGAUUAUAAUGAUAUCAAUUAUAUGCUAUUUUAGUAUCUGUCAGAGGAGUAAUGGCUCUCUGAAACUCACAAUCUAAAGCUUCUAAAAUCAGAAGUUGUCAACCUAAAAAUCGACUUGAUGACAUCAUCUUAUGUGGGGUAUGCAUUAUGACUAUGCAUUAAUUAACCAUGGCAUAUCGCCUCAGCUAUAUAGGCGAGCCAAUUGGGUCCACACGUUAUGUCGUCACUGUAACUGCGGUAUAUUGGACCCGUUGAUCCGCAAUCUUGAGGGAUGUGGAAAAUGAGGUUUAAAUUUGCUUUUGUGCAAAACAGAAAGGGAAAAUAUAUGAGUGUUUCUAAGUAUUUGUAUUCUAUGUUCAUUCAGCUUUCCAUUGAUACCAAGUUGUAUUUUGAUCUGAUGGGGUCUUUAAGAAAGAUUUUUAAUUUGUCUUACUUUGCCUUUCUACAUGUAAGUUACAUUGUUUGCUGCUUGUGGUAGGAAUAAUCCCAUCCUAGGGUUAUUUAGCCGGGAUAGAGGCAUCGUAAGAACAAAAGCUCCCCCCCCCCCCCCCCCUCAAUAAAUAAAAAAUAAAUAAAUAAUUGUAAGUGGUAUUUCAGUACAAAUUCUGUUGACCUGUAUAUAACAAAGUUUUAUUUUCAUACUCCUACUCAAUACUGUCCUUUCACUUAUGGUAGGAUGUCCAUGUACACAAUUACUUUCUCAAUCACUCGACACGUUAAUUAAGGAGGCAUUGAAACAAUAAAUGGUCGGAAAAGGCAGUUAUUUUUGUGCAAUAUUUUUGUGUAUUUUUUUGUCUAUCAGUUGACAAAGUGCAAAAUAAAUAAGUUUGACAAAAAAAGAUGCUCAGAAAUAGAGCCACCAGGAGUAAGAAAAUUCCUAACAUUUGGAAAUACCUAAAACAUGUCAAAAAUUGACACACUAAAAACUCGAACGAUUCCAACAAGAUAGAUCUCUAUGAAAAAUCUCUCAGUACAAUGUCUUAAUCUUUUCAACCACAUUAUCACAUAUAAAUAGCAAGUGAACAGAACAUCUUAUAAAGAUAAAAUGUACAAAGAGUUGGUAUAAACAAGUUUGAACGGUUAGUUCUUCAAAAAGGCUAAAACUGUAUAAGAAACAAGCACAGUGUGCAACGCAAUAAAACUAUUCUUCAAUAUUUCUCUUCAUUGCAAAUACAUUAUGUCCACUCUUGUUCUCCUUAAAGAGUGGAUAAUUCCAUCUUUGUAUAAUUUUCUAAGAUUGUGCAAAUGCAAUUGCAAAAUUCUACAGUGAAUGCGAGGGAAUUCACAUUAUUUAUAUCUAUUAAGCAUAAUUUUGUAGCUCUCUCAAACACAACUAGGAGAUAUUCUACACAAUAGAACUUUAAG
Molecule: messenger RNA, 2813 nt
Organism: Strongylocentrotus purpuratus (purple sea urchin)
Lineage: Eukaryota; Metazoa; Echinodermata; Echinoidea; Camarodonta; Strongylocentrotidae
Product: enoyl-[acyl-carrier-protein] reductase, mitochondrial-like
Exons: 8
Coding region: 25-1149 (374 amino acids)
Biological process (GO): fatty acid metabolic process
Cellular component (GO): mitochondrion
Molecular function (GO): trans-2-enoyl-CoA reductase (NADPH) activity
Source: RefSeq, a predicted model, not a curated record